Oncorhynchus mykiss (rainbow trout) is the source of this 2698-nucleotide messenger RNA. The record is from RefSeq and is a predicted model, not a curated record. Lineage: Eukaryota; Metazoa; Chordata; Actinopteri; Salmoniformes; Salmonidae.
CAUGGAAACUUCAGUUCCACAGGCCAGAACUACUCUUCCUCCUCCUUCCCUAUUGGAUUAUUUCGCUCCGCCUACAACUCAGAGAUGUCAAAGGUCCCAGGAUUUCUUCCCUCCACCUCCAGUGGAGCCCAUCGUGGUUGAGGAGCCCAUCUGUUCAGUGGAAGCUGAGUCUCUUCAGAGUUUUGAGGGUGCCCUACAACUGCGGAAAAAUAAGCCACUGAAGGGUUUGACACAGCGACAUAAAAAAAGUAAGACAGACAUGGAAACUUCAGUUCCACAGGCCAGAACUACUCUUCCUCCUCCUUCCCUAUUGGAUUAUUUUGCUCCACCUACAACUCAGAGAUGUCAAAGGGCCCUGGAUUUCUUACCUCCACCUCCAGUGGAUCCCAUCGUGGUUGAGGAGCCCAUCUCUCCACCAGCGAAUCCCAUCGUGGAUGAGCUGCCCAUCUUUCCACCAGUGAAGCCUGUUGUGGUUGAGCUGCCCAUCUCUCCACCAGUGAAACCCAUCAUGGGUGAGCUGCCCAUCUCUCCACCAAUGAAGCACGUCAUGUUUGAGCUGCCGAUCGCUCCAGUGGAAGCUGAGUCGCUUCAGAGAUUUGAGGGUUUGACACAGCGACAUAAAAAAAGUAAGACAGACAUGGAAACUUCAGUUCCACAGGCCAGAACUACUCUUCCUCCUCCUUCCCUAUUGGAUUAUUUUGCUCCACCUACAACUCAGAGAUGUCAAAGGGCCCUGGAUUUCUUACCUCCACCUCCAGUGGAUCCCAUCGUGGUUGAGGAGCCCAUCUCUCCACCAGCGAAUCCCAUCGUGGAUGAGCUGCCCAUCUUUCCACCAGUGAAGCCUGUUGUGGUUGAGCUGCCCAUCUCUCCACCAGUGAAACCCAUCAUGGGUGAGCUGCCCAUCUCUCCACCAAUGAAGCACGUCAUGUUUGAGCUGCCGAUCGCUCCAGUGGAAGCUGAGUCGCUUCAGAGAUUUGAGGGUUUGACACAGCGACAUAAAAAAAGUAAGACAGACAUGGAAACUUCAGUUCCACAGGCCAGAACUACUCUUCCUCCUCCCUCCCUAUUGGAUUAUUUUGCUCCACCUACAACUCAGAGAUGUCAAAGGUCCCAGGAUUUCUUCCCUCCACCUCCAGUGGAGCCCAUCGUGGUUGAGGAGCCCAUCUGUUCAGUGGAAGCUGAGUCUCUUCAGAGUUUUGAGGGUGCCCUACAACUGCGGAAAAAUAAGCCACUGAAGGGUCUGACACAGCGACAUAAAAAAAUACAGAAAGACAUGGAAACUUCAGUUCCACAGGCCAGAACUACUCUUCCUCCUCCUUCCCUAUUGGAUUAUUUCGCUCCGCCUACAACUCAGAGAUGUCAAAGGGCCCUGGAUUUCUUACCUCCACCUCCAGUGAAGCCUGUUGUGGUUGAGCUGCCCAUCUCUCCACCAGUGAAACCCAUCAUGGGUGAGCUGCCCAUCUCUCCACCAAUGAAGCACGUCAUGUUUGAGCUGCCGAUCGCUCCAGUGGAAGCUGAGUCGCUUCAGAGAUUUGAGGGUUUGACACAGCGACAUAAAAAAAGUAAGACAGACAUGGAAACUUCAGUUCCACAGGCCAGAACUACUCUUCCUCCUCCCUCCCUAUUGGAUUAUUUUGCUCCACCUACAACUCAGAGAUGUCAAAGGUCCCAGGAUUUCUUCCCUCCACCUCCAGUGGAGCCCAUCGUGGUUGAGGAGCCCAUCUGUUCAGUGGAAGCUGAGUCUCUUCAGAGUUUUGAGGGUGCCCUACAACUGCGGAAAAAUAAGCCACUGAAGGGUCUGACACAGCGACAUAAAAAAAUACAGAAAGACAUGGAAACUUCAGUUCCACAGGCCAGAACUACUCUUCCUCCUCCUUCCCUAUUGGAUUAUUUCGCUCCGCCUACAACUCAGAGAUGUCAAAGGGCCCUGGAUUUCUUACCUCCACCUCCAGUGAAGCCUGUUGUGGUUGAGCUGCCCAUCUCUCCACCAGUGAAACCCAUCAUGGGUGAGCUGCCCAUCUCUCCACCAAUGAAGCACGUCAUGUUUGAGCUGCCGAUCGCUCCAGUGGAAGCUGAGUCGCUUCAGAGAUUUGAGGGUUUGACACAGCGACAUAAAAAAAGAAAGACAGACAUGGAAACUUCAGUUCCACAGGCCAGAACUACUCUUCCUCCUCCCUCCCUAUUGGAUUAUUUUGCUCCACCUACAACUCAGAGAUGUCAAAGGUCCCAGGAUUUCUUCCCUCCACCUCCAGUGGAGCCCAUCGUGGUUGAGGAGCCCAUCUGUUCAGUGGAAGCUGAGUCUCUUCAGAGUUUUGAGGGUUGCCAAAUGGCCCAACAUGGAGUUAACCCAUAUUCAAUGAGAGCAGUAACAGGUGCUCCAAUGAGCAAAUAUCCAGGUUAUCCAUGUACAACGACCAAAGCUGGGCCUGGAAUAUCAGACGCUUCCCUGGUUCACAUGCUCAGACCUCUCUCACCGAUGUUGGUGCCGGAAGAUGAUGGAGGAUGGGACUCUGCUGGGGAUCACAUGUCCACCCCUGGGACUCCCUUCUACAUGGGUUGACUCUUUCACUGGACCUUUGAAGCCCUUUAAGCUAUUUUGCCCGAAGAAAAGGACGCAGUGGAGCAUAGCAUUUUUCUUUUUAAAAUAAACUCAAGCAUACCCCACUUGGUCUUAAAAUAAACUUAUAAUAAAAUCCAA